AUGAUAGAAUCAGAUGGAAAUCUACGACUUCUGGGAAUCUCACGACUAAGUCAGUAUCUGACUAAUCUUCACUUUGACAAAGAUGAAGCUAAUUUAUGGAAACGGAUUUGGAAACUUAAUAUUACCCCUAAAGUGAAUAUGUUCUGUUGGAAAGUUGUGAAUAAUGCUCUUGCUCUUGGGAAAAACAUGUCUAAAUAUGUUAAGGAUACUGAACCAUAUUGCAUGAUGUGUGAUAAUCAUAAUGUUAAGGAUGGAUUGAAUUUAUUUGUGAAUUGUAGCUUUUCUAGGAAGGUCUGGAAAGCUUUUAAUCUGAAUAACAUCCACCUUAACAGUGGAAAUACUAAUAUCUUGCAAUGGUUUAAAACCUGGAUGAAUGUUAAAUCUCUUAAUGAAAACCACAAUUUGAUUUCUUUUAUCUUGUGGUCCAUCUGGAAAUAUAGGAACAGUGUGCAUUUUGAUAAUGUAGUGCCUGAUGUGCAAAAACUGAUUGAUAAUAUUAGAGCAUCCCACCUGAAGUUAAGUCUAGAUAGGGACAGUAAAGAUGGUCAUGUUUCUACCAAUGCUAAGAAGUCUCAUUACAACGGUCACAACUCUGACAGUGACAAUUAUGAUUGGUUUAUACACUUUGACGCCUCUUUUAUUGAAGCUGAUUACACUAUGGGAUAUGCAAUCUCUAUUCUUGAUAAAACAUGGACCAGAAAACAUUGUCGAGCAGGAUGCAGCUGGGCUUCCAUCCCCUUAGAAGCUGAAGCAAAAGCCGGAAUUGAGGCGAUAAGGUGGAUGGAGGAACUAAAGCUACAAAAUUGCUGCAUAAUCAGUGAUUGUCAAAUCUUGAUGAAAAUUUUGAAAGGUGAAGCAGAUCCUGAAAACCAACCUUAG
Messenger RNA from Papaver somniferum (opium poppy), 879 nucleotides. RefSeq lists its product as uncharacterized. The transcript has a single exon. Gene Ontology annotation, molecular function: nucleic acid binding. Lineage: Eukaryota; Viridiplantae; Streptophyta; Magnoliopsida; Ranunculales; Papaveraceae. The coding region runs from base 1 to 879 and encodes 292 amino acids. The record is from RefSeq and is a predicted model, not a curated record.